AUGGUGUGUCAGGCUCUUCAGAAAUUUUUUCAAAAGCUGGUGCACAGACCUGAGGUGAAGAAACUGGGCGAUAAAGAUGAGCAAGUCAGAAGCCUGAACACUCUGGAUUUAGUGGCCAUGGGUUUGGACUACACAGUGGAUAUGAGUGUGUAUUUCCUGGCUAGUGUGGUGGCUAGAGAUCAAGCAGGACCAUCCAUCGUGAUCAGCUUUUUGGUAGCUGGCCUAGCUUCACUGCUGGCUGGGCUGUGCUAUGCAGAGUUUAGUGCUCGGGUUCCCCACUCUGGCUCUUCAUAUCUCUAUACCUAUGUCACUGUAGGUGAACUUGGGGCUUUUGUCACUGGCUGGAACCUCAUCCUCUCCUUUUUUGCCUAUACAGCUAUUGUGAUCCGUGUCUGGACCUUAGCUUUAGACAACGUUUUCAAGAUCCAGAACUCUCAGACUCUGGAUGGGAGCAUCGUAUCACAUGUUUCUCGUGUCUUUGCAGAAAAUCUAGGUCUCUUCUUUGUGGGCCUUCUGUUGUUGCUCGUGGAAUUGCUAACCCAGAACAUUAGUCAGCUUUCCCUAGUUGCCAAAGUGUUCACAACAUUGAACAUUUUGGUUGUCAGUUUUGUCACCAUCUCUAGCUUCAUGAAGGGGGACCUGCACAACUGGAAGCUCACAGAAGAGGACUACAUAAAUUCUGGACUCAGUGACACCUCUAGCUUGGGCCUUCUGGGCUCUGGAGGAUUCGUGCCUUUUGGCUUCCAGGGGAUUCUCCGUGGAGCUGCUACUUGUUUCUAUGCAUUUAUAGGUUUUGAAUAUAUUGUUGCCCAAGUGCAAAAAGCUAAGAAUCCUGAGCAUUCCAUCCCCAGGAGCAUUUUUAUCUCAUUGUUCAUCUGUUUUUUAAUGCAUUUUGGUGUCUCUGUAGCACUUACGCUUAUGGUGCCUUACUACCAGCUCCGACCUGGAAGUACCUUGCCUGAGGCAUUUCUCCAUAUUGACUGGGUCCCUGCCUACUAUGCUGUAACUUUUGGAUUUUUCUGUAGUCUUUCUGACAGCUUCUUGGGCUAUAUGUUCCCCAUAGGUGAGGUGAUACACAUGAUGGCAAAGGAUGGCCUCCUGUACCCUGUCCUUGCCAGGAUCCAAACUGGCAAAUACACACGCACUGUGGCCACUGUGAUCAUCGGCAUUACUGCAGCAGUCAUGGCAUUUUUUCUUGGACUCACAGAUCUUUUGGACCUCAUGUCAGUUUGGGCCCUGCUAGAUUACUCCCUGGUAGCUUUUUGUGUUCUCAUUGUCAGGUAUCAGCCUGAGAGGAAGAAUGGGGAAAAUGAAGCACAGGUUCAACAGGAGAAAGGAUCUGCAGCAGAGAAGCUAACUCCACAGGGACUAUUUUUUCCAGGCAGCCCCACCCCCACCCCACUCUCUGGCCGGGUUGUCUCUGUUUGCUCCUCACUGCUUGCUCUGCUGCUGACUCUUCUCUGCCUGGUGCUGACCCAGUGGUCAGGUCUGCCUUCUGGAGACCCAGGAUGGAUCACAGUGGUUGUGCUGCUCCUGGUGGUCAUCACUGGGAUCACUGGGAUCAUCUGGAGACAGCCACAGAACACUACUCCUCUUCACUUUCAGGUACCUGGUCUGCCUCUCCUCCCACUCCUGAGCAUCUUUUUGAAUGUUUGCCUUAUGAUGCAGAUGACCGCUGGCACCUGGGCUCUAUCUGGUGUCUGGAUGCUGAUUGGGUUUGUAAUCUACUUCAGCUAUGGGAUCCAGCAGAGCUUUAAGAAUACAAACAGUAGGGACAGCCCCAGCAUUAAAAAAAGAAUACAAACAUUAGACCUUGAAUUCGGCAGUGCCAAUACAUAUUUGGCUUGA
Nyctereutes procyonoides (raccoon dog) is the source of this 1848-nucleotide messenger RNA. Its product is annotated as cationic amino acid transporter 3-like. Bases 1 to 1848 code for a protein of 615 amino acids. Lineage: Eukaryota; Metazoa; Chordata; Mammalia; Carnivora; Canidae. The record is from RefSeq and is a predicted model, not a curated record. Gene Ontology annotation, cellular component: plasma membrane. The transcript has 3 exons. Gene Ontology annotation, molecular function: amino acid transmembrane transporter activity. Gene Ontology annotation, biological process: amino acid transport; transmembrane transport.